Caenorhabditis briggsae is the source of this 5349-nucleotide messenger RNA. The transcript has 17 exons. The record is from RefSeq and is a predicted model, not a curated record. The coding region runs from base 1 to 5349 and encodes 1782 amino acids. Lineage: Eukaryota; Metazoa; Nematoda; Chromadorea; Rhabditida; Rhabditidae. Gene Ontology annotation, molecular function: protein binding.
AUGCUGACCGUCUUUCUAUAUUUGGUCGUCUUUCCAAUUUUUGCCUUUUCGCAGUUUUUAUCCUAUGAUGCAAUUCGAAUGAGGGUACCAGGACGUUGUAUGUCGGGUGAUUAUGAUUGCGGGUUAGGUCAGUGUGUUCCGAUUUCACAAUUUCGAGAUGGAAAACCAGACUGUAUGGAUGGUAGCGAUGAAUGGUGUUUCAUCGGUCAAGUUAGUUGUGGUCCAGUGUAUUGUGCAGACUACAAAGAUGCAUUUCCAUGUAUCCUAUAUCCAAAAUGUGACGGGUCCACAAAACAAUUACCCUGGUGUUCAGCAUCCAAAGAAAAGCUAUGUGCUGAUAAAACAUCGUUUCCGUGUAAGGGUUAUGGAGAAUGUGUUUUAUGGGAAUGGCUGUUGGAUGGAAAAAAGGAUUGUAUUGAUGGAAGUGAUGAAGAUGAAAACUAUGUUAUGCCACUCGAACAUGCAUAUCGUUGCGCUCGUAACCAGACCGGUCUGUUUCUCCCAAAACCCAUCCCACCACCACCUGAAGAUCAUCCAUCGCUUUAUGUGGAAGGUUGCUCGAUGUGCUCAAAACCACCCGCAUCUCUCGUCCCGUCCACUUCGAUUUCAUCAGAAGGAACAAUGGACCACACCACACCAAAGUACCCUUUCAUCACAUCCUCACCUUCAGGAAAUACACAACCACCGCUGAGCAAUUUCCCAAUUUUUCCCAACGAGCAAGAGACACGACCCGGGGAUUUCUUUUCAGUAAAUGUUCCAUCUGGUGUUGAGAUCUCGAGAGUAACUAGUUCUCAAAAACCAAACGAACCAAUUGGAGAGUUCUUUCCAUCACACUCAUCAACACCACUUCCGCCUCUCACAGAUGCCACAACCCAAUCUCAUACAUUUCGUCUAAUCACAAUCCCAUCCAUAAGUCAAACGCAAUUCCCUCAAGCACCACUCAUCUUUCCGGGACGUCCAGAUUUGCCACCCAUCACUGCAGCGCCUUCACCUCUAAACAAUUGGCCAAUUCCAAUUGUGACCACCACACCGGAUUCACAUCAUCAAGGUCCACUUCCGCCGAUUACCUACCCGACUAUCGAGGAAGGGGGUUCCGCCAAGAUUCCACCUAUAAGACCGGGUAUCAUUAUAAGUCGACCUGUGACUCCAAAAAAGCCAGUGGAUUUGCCUGAAGAUGAUGAUGAUUACUAUGGGGAUAGGGGAGGAGGAGGAUCACCACCAGGAAUAAAUCCAUUUGAUCUACCGACACGUCCACCGGCCACAUUUGCUCCAAGUGUGUUCCAGACUGCUGGACCAGUUGGUUUUCGCCCAAUCACCAAACCUAGUGAAGAACCUGUUGAAAACGAAUCGGGAUAUGGAGAAAGCCCCAACAAAGGAAUCGUUGACACAUUAGUCCCUCUAAUAUCAGGCCGUGUGUUGCCCAGCAUACCAACACGGAGGCCUCUAACAAUCCCAAGUUAUUUCACCUCACCUCCAUCUCCACAUUUCCCAAACAUGCCAGAAUAUCACACAACACGCCCAACUGGUGGAAUGCUACCAACUCUAAUUCCUCAGACAGAAGUUGACAAAUAUCUUCAAACGCAGAUUCCUUCAUUAAAACCAGGAGCUACCAGAAAACCAGAAGGCUUCAUCGAAGAGAAACCACUGACACCACAACCUACACAUUCUCCAGAAGUACCAGGACCUGGGACGAGUGAGAAAGAGGAAGUGGACCAGGAAUCAAGCAAAGCAACAACAACGCGAUCAAAGAUCAUUCACGUUGGACCAAAUGGAGUUGUAGAGGAAAACGAGAAAAAUUUGCCGGGGUCUGACAGAGAAGGUGUACGGAGCGGAACAGGAAUCGAAAGUGGCACGGAAUCAGUUACCGGAUCCGACAAAAUAAUUCACAUUGGCCCUACAGUUCAAACAACUCAGUCUACUUUAGAGCCUUCCAGUAGUUCUACAGCAUCAAGCAGUUCGGAAGCUAGUACUGUAUCCUCUUCAACAUUACAAACAACGACUGUAAAAACUGGAGAUCCAAAAAUCGACGAAUGUCUCUCAAAAAUGUCAGACUCUGGGACAUAUGUUGUUUGUGAUUGUCCUAAUGGCCAGUUAAGAAACUCAGGAACAGGUAAUUGUGAAGGUAAGUCACUUAGCCAUACGUCAAAGUUAAUUGUGGUUGAUUCAGAAACGCUAUCACUAAUGAAUAUCAAAGUUAAUGUUGGAACCAUUUGUAACACCGACAAAGCUUCGUUUGAGCAGAAGCAAAGAAUAUUGCACCAGAAGAAGAAGAGUUCUCAGAUUGCUCAAUCCUACCGAUCUUGCAUCCGCUCUUCGGAGCAUGAAAACGCAUUAAUUGCAACGAUUGAUUGUAAGGAAUGUGAUGUGCAGGAAGUGAACCGACUGAUAACGACCAGAUCCUUUGGAGAGCCAGGCACUUUGAAUGUUACCGCUGAAGGUGAUUUCGAAAUUCGUUCGUUUUUAAAAGUUAUUUUUUCAGCACUUGGUUCAAGUCUCUGCUCUGAUUCCGAUUUCAAUCACUGUCACGUCUACUCGGAUUGUGUUAUAGACAAUGAAAAUCUCCGAUAUGCCUGUCGCUGCAAGAAAGGAACCACAGACACGUCUGAAGGGUACGGUAGAACCUGUGAGGGGUUUCCAGAGGAGUCUGAUUGCAUAUUGAUUUUGGGAAUCUGCUUGAUUGUUUGGUUGUUAUUCUUACUUGGAACGCUAAUGCUAUCACUACUAUUCUGCAUUUUGUGUUAUGCACUUUGUCGAAACCGAUGCUGUCGACAAAUCGCUAUUCAUCCAGCGAACGCAGAUGGCUUACAAACAGUGGUCAUUGGACCGAAAGCCGCCAAAAGUCUAGACCCCAACCGUGAACGUCUCCCUCAUAUGAAAGCAAUAUUUGCGGAGAGCUUGAAACAUAGUGCUAAAGGAUCCACAUCAGUUGCCAGUGCUUUCGCUCUAGCUGAUUUCAGGCGGAAGAAAGUUUCAAGACCACCAGAUAUGAGUCAGGUUAUUGAAGAAACUGCUGAGUUCCCGGUCCCGAAAUUGUCAACUUCUGAGUCAAUGCCAAAAGUCAAUAGCCUUGCAAAACUAUCAACGAACUCUGAGCCUCCGACACCCGUAGGAGUAAUCGAAACGCCGAUUCUUGAGAAGAACUCAAGCUCUGUGUCGCUUGUUUCCGCAAACGACAACGCACCUCAACUUCCCAGUUUACCACUGCCUCUUCCUGUCCCAAUCACUACAAAUGCUUCAACAACAAAUUUAGAAGACGCGGGUUCGAGCAACGAAAAAAGAGCAGGCAGCGCUCCUCACGAACAACAUGUGCCGGAAGCGGAAAGACCAGCGUCAUCACAUUCAAUCGGUGUGCAGCCAACCAUCUGGGAGACGUAUCGGGUACUGGGACAACAAUACUCGAAAUCUGAUCUGACUGAGAGAAAACCGAGCGUAGAUUCUUUGGAACAAAUGUUCGAAGCAAGGUUAGCUGAAACUGCGAGGACAGCGAAGACAAUACCAACUGUCAGGACAGAGAAGUCAGACACUUCUGCAAUAACGUUCACAGCCAAACCCAACAAAGAGAAGACAGAUGAACCACCACCGACUGUUUCAAAGGAAGGGAAGACAUUACCUAAUCCUUCGGAAACCAAAGAAGAGAAAGCAGCCGCUGUUGCAGAGCAGAUCGAACAUAACCUGGAAGAGCAAGAAGAAACAAAAUUAAAAGAAACCGAUUCAAAACUGGCAGAUAUGAUUGGAGUUACUAAUUUUCACACUUCUAAAGAUGUGUCUCCGUCCCGACCGGAUUCUGGGGAAGGACCAUCCAAAGAACCCGUAGCACCAUGGGUUCUAGUUGAGGAUAGGCCGAUUGCAGACACCCUGGAAAAAUCUCUGGAAGCAGCGUUGCUGGUCGAGAUGGCAAAGCGUGGAAUUGAGUUGCCACUGUCCCCUAAAUCAGAUACCCCGCUCGUCAAAGACUUGGAGAAAGUUGUGAUAGAUCCAGCAUCUCAAGUAAUCAAGCCAGCUGCUCCUGUCGAUCCAGCAGAAGAUUCUGAUAUCAUCCCAGUGCCUCCGAAAAAGCCAGAGACUCCUAAAAAACCAGAAAGCCGAAAAUCGUCUGCGAAACCCAUGAGUGCGUCAUCACGUCGGUCGAAAAUCCCGAGCACGUCGCAUUCGCGUGUGGGCAGUGCGAAGCAGAUUGGUGAACAGGAUAAUGAGGAGCCGGAAGUGUUUGUUCCACUAGGAGCCAAAACAAUUCUCCAAGACAAGAAGCGAUUAUUACGACGAAGUGGUGGGGCUGGUGGCAGUGAAUUAAUUCCAUCGACAGAUGAGAGUGAUCCUGAAAUCGCAUUCUUCAAGCGUCUGGAGAAAAUGAAGCAAGACCCGAUGCGUUAUCCGGUGCAUCCCUAUCGAAAAUAUGUGCGAAGGAGGAGACCAGAAAGAACACUGUCUAGUAUAUCGGAAAAAAGCGCUGAAAUCGCCGCAGAGGCUGCACUAGAAUAUCCACAGGAUACUUCAAUAUCGUGUCCACCAACAACAAGAGCAUUCCUCGAAGCACCACCACCUCCCCGUCCACGAUACAACUUCAGACGUAAAGUUAUCGAAGCAGCCGACGAGACAUCUGAUGUGGACCUUCCGAGACUUUCACCUGCACGACAUCCACAUCCAGUGGUUAGCUCACCAGAGAUUCCAGAUGUAACGUUGCAGAGGUCCAUGGAAAAUUUGCAUAAAACAGAGAUGAAAAAUACGAAACCCCCAUUCCAUCCACAAACACCAACAAAGAAAAGCGCAUUGCUGAAGAAAAAGCCUAGCAAGAGUGGCUCCGCCGCUCCCUCUGCAUCCAGCAUUCACAGCAGCCGACAUAGUAGCAAAUUUGCCUCGAAGGCUACAACUCCUCGUGGUGAUGAAACGCCUUCUUCACUGACUUCUAGAAGUACAAGGCAUUCUGUAAUCAGCCGGAAAAUUGCAAUCAGAAGACAAGAGCUGAAAGCUGUCACCGGAUCAGCUCGUGAUUUGUCAUGUUCGAGAAUCAACAGUCGAGUCACACCUACACAUGCUUUGCGAGCUGCAAAAUCUGUUGGGGACCUGUCCAAACCAUUGAAACCCAAUUGGGACAUCAGCCCGUACCGAGACACUCCUGGACCCUCAACCUUCUUGCCUCCAAUCACACCAUCCCGCGGCGGAGCAAGAACCACCUUGACCUCCCCACAACCCAGACAUCGCCGAAGUGACAGUCACUUCUCCAACACCUCGCUCCCACUAAUAUCUCAUUCGCCCACUUCUUUCUGGAGUUCUCCUUAUUUUAAUCCCUCGGAAGAUACCAAAAAACCGCCGAAAGAAGAUUUAUGGUGGAAUCCAAAUAAGCGCAUGUGA